This is a messenger RNA of Hymenoscyphus albidus, 1924 nucleotides long. Lineage: Eukaryota; Fungi; Ascomycota; Leotiomycetes; Helotiales; Helotiaceae. The record is from the annotation of a GenBank genome assembly.
CUCCUCCCCCUCCCCCCAAACCAGUCCAGCUCACCCCGCCUACCUCCUUCGAUCCCAGGCUGAACACCAUCACCUUUGCAUCCCGCUUUAGCCCCCAUCAUGUCUACCUUCACGCCAGCUCCCAUGCCAUCCGCCUUGACCUUUGAGUUGGACGCGCGUUGCUCUGUAAGAUGCCUCCUAGUCCCUCCGUUUCAAGCGCAUAAAACUCAUAGUGACCAUUCAAGUUCAGACCACCAAGGCGCGCGCUGCCACCCUCACACUCCCACACGGCCCAGUCCAGCUUCCCUUGUUUAUGCCGGUUGCAACUCAAGCAUCACUCAAAGGACUGACACCCGAACAAUUGGAGGCUACCGGUUGUCGAUUAUGUCUAAACAAUACAUACCAUUUGGGGCUGAAGCCUGGACAGGAGGUUCUGGAAAAAGUCGGCGGAGCGCAUAAACUACAAGGAUGGAAGCACAAUCUUCUUACCGAUAGUGGAGGGUAUGUUCAGUUUAUAUCACCUCUACCAUAUUCCUUCUCUUGAGUCUCACUGUAUACGCCAGGUUCCAGAUGGUCAGUCUCCUCAAAUUAGCAAAUAUCACAGAAGAUGGCGUUCGGUUUCUCAGUCCUCAUGAUGGCUCCCCUAUGCUCCUCACCCCCGAACACUCCAUCAGUUUGCAAAACACAAUAGGAAGCGAUAUUAUAAUGCAACUCGAUGAUGUCCUGGUUACAACCUCGCCGGAUGCCGCAAGGAUGAGAGAGGCCAUGUUAAGAAGUGUACGUUGGCUCGACCGUUGUAUCGCAGCACACGCGAACCCAACCACACAAAAUUUGUUUUGCAUCAUACAAGGAGGGCUUGACCUGGAAAUGCGGAAAGAAUGCUGCGAGGAAAUGGUUGCACGAAACACACCCGGGAUCGCCAUUGGAGGGUUGAGUGGUGGAGAAGCAAAGGCCGAUUACUGUAAAGUGGUCAAUACCUGUACAGGACUGCUGCCAGAAUUGAAGCCAAGGUAUGUUAUGGGAAUUGGAUAUCCAGAGGACUUGGUGGUCAGUGUUGCUCUCGGGGCCGACAUGUUUGAUUGCGUUUGGCCGACUCGUACGGCAAGAUUCGGAAACGCCAUUACGAAGCACGGAGUCCUAAACCUGCGAAACGCAAAAUAUGCGAGCGACUUCGGACCAUUAGAAGAUGGGUGCGAUUGUUUAUGCUGCCGGAGAGGGGAUGGUGGUUUGAACGUUACCAGGGCUUUCAUCAAUCAUAUCGCAGGCAAAGAAACCGUCGGAGCUCAUCUUCUCACGAUGCACAAUGUUUGGUAUCAGUUGGAGUUGAUGCGAAAUGUUCGGAAAGCGAUUAUCGAAGAUAGGUAUCCUGAAUUCCUGAAGCAGUUCUUCAAGGAUUUACAUACAGAUAAAGCGAAAUAUCCCGUCUGGACGGUCGAUGCGCUCAGGAUGGUAGGUGUUGACUUGAUGGAGUAGGUUCAGGGAGUGCUAUUCUGAAGCGAUAUACCUCUAUAGAAGUCUUGACAAGAUGGGUUAUAGUACCAACCCUUCAAACAGUAAGUCGAUCCCUGUCAAUCAACCGGGUGACGUCUACGGCCAAGCUGUCAGCCAAGCUGUCAACUUUCAGCUCCAAACGAGAAAGCGGGCAGAAAACGUGUAGCUUCUCAUCGUGCUUAUGUGCCCCCAAAUUACGAUGUGCUACAAAAACUGUCUUGUGAGACUUGGGACGAAACUGGUAGUAGCUGCGAUCUUAGAGGCAUAGGGGUUUGCCUUAAUAUAUACAAGUUCUUGAAAUUGGCCGUUCUACUACGAUAAUUGGCACUCUUUUAAUAUCUGUCACCAUAUUAUGGUACCUUUCGCUUAAAUCAGUGGAGUGUAUAGGUAGGUACUCUAUUCUUUAGCGUACACCAGAACUUACCCAGCUUUAACUAGUAAAGGUUAACUUGAC